Centruroides sculpturatus (bark scorpion) is the source of this 1784-nucleotide messenger RNA. RefSeq names its product neurotrypsin-like. Gene Ontology annotation, cellular component: membrane. Bases 182 to 1750 code for a protein of 522 amino acids. Lineage: Eukaryota; Metazoa; Arthropoda; Arachnida; Scorpiones; Buthidae. Gene Ontology annotation, biological process: proteolysis. The record is from RefSeq and is a predicted model, not a curated record. The transcript is spliced from 13 exons. Gene Ontology annotation, molecular function: serine-type endopeptidase activity; protein binding.
AUAUAAAUAUCGAUUACUGUACGAGAUAUACAAUAAUCGAUAUAUGUCGUUUAUGUGAAGUGAAAGAAUUUUGUCAAACAACGUGCAGUUUGAACGUAUAUCGAUGGAUCGAAGAAACAUCGAAAGAAGUAAAUUUGAAAUCUUUGGGUGAAAAAUUGAAAUAUUUGAAUUCUACAAAACUAUGAAAGAUAAUAAAUAUCAAGUUUAUUAUCUUCACCAUUUUAUUAUAGGAUUUAUUUUCGUCUUGACGUCAUUCCAAGUAAUUUUUUCAACCAUAACGUUGAUAUUAUUACAGACUACAAAUUCAUUAUCAAUCGAAAGAACAGCGACGGAACAAAUAAAUUGCAUUAAAUCAAAAAAUAUUCCGUUUAAAGGAACAAUAAAUGUAACAAAAACUGGAGAAGUGUGCUUAUAUUGGAAUGACCAACGUAUCGCUAAUGUCGUCCGCAAUUCGUUUCCUAAUCGUUACGAGACACUUUUUGGGCAUAAUUUUUGUAGAAAUCCAGAUAACGACGAACUACCGUGGUGUUUUGUAUCUAAGCGAAAGUUUGAAUAUUGUGACAUUCCGAAUUGUAAAGAAAAUAAAGAAGUUUCGAGCUGCCCUCAGAACCUUUUUCAAUGUCAAAUAAAUGAAUGUAUUCGUUCUGAGUGGGUCUGCGAUAAAACCAUCGAUUGUACUAAUGGAAAGGAUGAAGAAACCUGUGAGUGCAAAGAUGAUCAGUUUCAGUGUUCUAAUGGCAAAUGCAUUCGUAAUAUAUUUCUGUGUGACAAACAAAACGAUUGUAUGGAUAACAGCGAUGAAGCAGAAGACAGAUGUAACGAUAGCUUGAAAAUACGUCUCGUCAAUGGACCUAAUAAAUACUCUGGUCGUGUUGAAAUUAAGAGGUUCGGCGUUUGGGGAACGAUUUGCGACGAUCUGUUUGAUGACGAAGAUGCAAAAGUCAUAUGUAGAUCAUUAGGUUAUUCAGGUCCAGCUAAAGCUCAUCUAGGAAGAACUUUUGGAGUUGGCACUGGACAAAUAUGGUUAGAUGAACUCGAAUGUCAAGGAUCGGAGAAGAGUUUACAAGAUUGCCCAAGCGCUUUAUGGGGACAAAAUAAUUGUAAUCAUGAAGAAGAUGCCGGAGUUACGUGUUCUGAGACUUCCCUUUUUAAGAAAAAAGUCAAUUUCAUUUUAGAAGAUAAUUAUUGCGGUAUAGCUACGACGUUCAACGUUACUACUACCGAUUUCUCUGCUGGAAGUGAUAAAAAGCGGUCCGUAACGAUACAAACACACGAAAGAAUAAUAGGCGGUUGGGUUGCUCCUUACGGUACUUAUCCGUGGCAAGUAGAUUUAAGAAUACGAACCACUGGUAAAAAAAGUAUUCAUUGGUGCGGAGGAACCAUUCUCUCGGAAUUCUUCAUCAUAUCAGUUGCUCAUUGUUUCAGAAAUUUUGCACCUUCUCUAUAUAUAGUUAGAGUUGGAGAAUACGAUGAGACUUUAAUUGAUAAAUACGAAGACGAUUUUGAAAUCAAAUAUGUUAAAAUUCAUGAAAACUUCGAAUCCGGUGGUUAUUUAGAUAACGAUAUUGCGAUGGUCAGAAUCAAAGAAAAAAUUGGCCACGGAAUCACAUUUAGCCCCUACGUAAGACCCAUUUGUUUGCCUAGUUUAAAUGCAUCUUACGCUGCAGGUACGGUGUGUACCAUAUCCGGCUGGGGUAAAAAUGAAUUUACACGUGGUAAAUAUAAUACAUUUUCAAAUAGUAUUUUAUAAUACAAUGUAAUUACUUAUUCAUUCGAAAUAUUCC